Messenger RNA from Crotalus tigris (Tiger rattlesnake), 7356 nucleotides. RefSeq names its product adenylate cyclase 7 (gene ADCY7). Gene Ontology annotation, cellular component: plasma membrane. The record is from RefSeq and is a predicted model, not a curated record. The transcript is spliced from 28 exons. The coding region runs from base 716 to 3991 and encodes 1091 amino acids. Gene Ontology annotation, biological process: adenylate cyclase-inhibiting G protein-coupled receptor signaling pathway; intracellular signal transduction; cAMP biosynthetic process. Gene Ontology annotation, molecular function: adenylate cyclase activity. Lineage: Eukaryota; Metazoa; Chordata; Lepidosauria; Squamata; Viperidae.
AGCGCCUUUCCGCUUUUGAGUCACUCUUCGGCGGGGCUUCUUCUUUCUCCCGAGCGGAGGGAAGGAGAAGGGGAAGGAGGAGAAGGAGUGAGAAAGGAAGAAGGAAAAGAAGAAUUAGAUAGAGGAGGAGGAGGAGGAGAAGAAGGAGAAGGAAAAGGGGCAGGAGAAGAAGGAAAGGAGGAGAAAGAAGGAGUGGUGAAGAAGGAGAAUAAGAAGGAGAAGGAAAAGGAGGAAGAGGAGGAGGAAGAGAAGAAGGAGAAAAAGGAGGAGCAGCGCCUCUCGGCCGGACCGGCAGCGGCCAAGCUCGCAAUCCAGACUCAUCCCAGACUCAAAUUGCCGACCGCUUGUGAAUAGAGGCUUAAAUGAACAUGGCAACAUCGCCAGAGCCUGCUUUUCACUGGCACAAAUGAGAGCCGUGUCUAAAAAAAAGCCAUGCAGAGACUUCUCGGUGGGCAGCACAUGGCUGUGGAGCGAGCGGCGAAGGAGGAGGAGGGACCCUCUUUUCCGACUGAUGCUGCGCUUUGAAAGGCUUCCUCCUUAUAAGAAGAGUUGCUAAUUCAGAACUCGGUUCUCCCCUCCCCAAUGUGGCGAAUUCAGGGUGAUCUGACCACGGCUUGAAGGUGAGAAGUCCCAGCCUUUGCUCUUUGGAAAAACACCGAUCGAGUCUUUUGCUUUUCGUGCGAAGGGAGAGACGUUCAGACUGCCUGGAAUUAAAAUGCCAGCGAAAGGCAAAUACUUUUUAAACGAAAGCGAAGGUUGCAAGUUGACAGACCCCUUGUACGAGAAGUAUCUCUACGCAAGUCAACAACACCCACUGCUCUUCUUCCUGCUCUUCAUUGUGGUUGCCUAUUGCUCGACACUUAUCGUAGUGCUCCUCUCUUACGACGAACAUGCCGGUCAACAUCUGGCCUUUGUUAUCACAGUGAGCAUUGCUCUCAUUAUCUUCAUCAUCAUGUAUGUUUUAGUUUACGUCGAAUAUUACUUUUGGUGCCAGCUGAAGCUCUUUGCGGUCGUGAUCUGGAUCAGCUUGCUGGCCAUCGGAUACGUGUCCAUUUUCGACAAGGAAAACCCUAAACCAGCUGCCUGGGAACAGGUACCAUUUUUUCUGUUCAUCAUCUUCACGACAUACACCAUGUUGCCCUUGGCUAUGAGAGAUGCUGUCAUAGUCAGCUCCCUUUCUGCCCUCUCCCAUAUUAUCGUCCUCAGCGUUGCAGCAGCCAAACACCCACAGAAUCAGCACACCUUGCUCCUUCAGCUUGUUGCAAAUGCUUUCAUUUUCCUUUGUGGCAAUUUGCUGGGGGCCUAUCACAAGCAUCAGAUGCAAGACGCCUCGUGGGACCUGUAUCGCUAUACCUUAAAAUGCAUCCAAGUCCAAAUGAAAUUAAAAAUCGAAAAAAGGCAGCAGGAAAGCUUGCUCCUGUCUAUCUUGCCAGCUCAUAUAUCCAUGGAAAUGAAACUAGCCAUCAUUGAGCGCCUGAAAGAAACCAGCGACAUGAAAAAGCAUGACAAUAAUUUCCACAGCCUCUAUGUGAAACGGCACCAGAACGUCAGCAUCCUGUAUGCAGACAUUGUAGGGUUCACUCGCCUGGCAAGUGAUUGUUCUCCGAAGGAGCUGGUGGUGAUGCUGAAUGAACUGUUUGGAAAAUUUGACCAAAUUGCAAAGGAAAAUGAAUGUAUGAGGAUAAAAAUUUUGGGAGACUGUUAUUACUGUGUCUCGGGCUUACCUGUGUCCUUGCCGGUACAUGCCAAAAAUUGUGUGAAAAUGGGCCUUGACAUGUGCGAAGCGAUAAAGCAAGUUAGGGAAGCCACAGGGGUGGACAUCAACAUGAGAGUCGGCAUACAUUCCGGAAAUGUUCUUUGUGGGGUGAUCGGACUUCGGAAAUGGCAGUACGAUGUUUGGUCCCACGACGUCUCCUUGGCCAACCGCAUGGAAUCGGCAGGCAUCCCUGGCCGCGUGCACAUCACGGAAGCAACCCUCAAUCAUCUCGGCAAAGCUUAUGAGGUGGAAGAAGGAAAUGGGCACCUCCGGGAUCCGUAUCUUGAAACCAUGAACAUCAAGAGUUAUUUGGUGAUUGACCCCAGGUCAAAACAGCGUGCCACCAACAAUCAUUUUCCUCAAUCCAGAGUGCAAGAUGGCUUGAAGAUGAGAGCCUCUGUCCGGAUGUCACGAUACUUGGAAUCCUGGGGUGCAGCUCGUCCUUUUUCUCACCUCAACCACCGAGAGAGUGUGAGCAGUGAGACUUCUGCGCCCAACCGCAGACGCAGGAAGGAGAUAGCCCUGCAACUCGCAAGUCGUCAGAGGACCUCGGAGAGUUGGGAUGGAUAUAGACCACACCAGUUAUGUCCUCCUUCUGUUCUAACCUAUAAAAAUACCUCUCAGAAAGGAAGAAUGGAAGAAGAAAUUAACGAUAAAAUGAUGUCGACCAUUGAGGGCCUGAGUUCAGCCAAACCAUGGUGCGGUAAAAAAGAUGAUUUCCGUGGAGUGUGUGGCUUUUUGCUCUGCUUUGUUGAAACAGGACUGGAAAAAGAGUAUCGUACAAUUCCUAUUCGCAAAUUGAGGGGUUAUUUUGUGUGUGCUGGCAUUGUUUUGCUCUGCAUGUUUACAGUACAGAUAUGCAUUAUGCCAUGGUCACAAACAUUAGGAAUCUCAUUUGGGGUCGUAGCAGUCAUCAUGGGGCUGAUUUUGUGUGUGUGCUUUGCGGAUGACUGUUGGAGUUGCUGCGCAAAGCGAUGGCCGCUAACACGCUACUUCCGCCUGCUUUCUGAGAAAGUGGAAACGAUGCCCUCCAUCAGGCUUCCCCUGGCCAUCCUUGCCCUCGGCUCGCUGCUGAUCCUUGCUGUUUUCAAUCUGCUAGUGAGCCAGUCUGGUGGACAACGUACCUCACCAAAUUCCAACCCACUGCCAAGAAACCAUUCAGAUACUGAAGAUGGAUCAUCUAAUAUGAUUACCAUCUACCCGUAUUAUGCCUACUGCUGCCUCCUGAGCUUCAUUGCCUGUUCUGUGUUUCUCCGAAUGAGUUUUGAACUCAAGCUACUGCUGCUCUCGGGAGCCGUCGUGGGAUAUUUCAUCGUAUUUAACCGCAAUCCGUAUGUCACUUGCGACCCGGACUGUGCACAGAGGCUUUUUAUAAAAAAUCCCAGAGUGAUGAUCAAUUUGUACCUGGCACUCUUUUAUAUAACUCUGGUUCUGUUGUCCAAGCAGAUAGACUAUUAUUGUCGUCUGGAUUGCCUACAGAAAAACAAAUUCAAAAAGGAACAUGAGUCAUUUGAAACCAUGGAGAAUGUAAACAGGCUACUGCUUGAAAAUGUCCUCCCAGCUCAUGUGGCGGCCCAUUUUAUUGGGGACAAAUUAAAUGAGGACUGGUAUCAUCAGUCUUACGACUCCGUGUGUGUCAUGUUUGCCUCAGUCCCCGACUUCAAGGUAUUUUAUACGGAGUGCGACGUCAACAAGGAAGGACUGGAAUGUCUUCGUCUCCUGAAUGAGAUCAUUGCUGAUUUUGAUGAGCUGCUGCUAAAGCCUAAAUUUAGUGGGGUUGAAAAAAUCAAAACUAUUGGGAGCACGUACAUGGCAGCAUCUGGACUCUGCGUGGUCCCUGGUCAAGAGAAUAAUGUGGAUCAAGAAAAACAGUGUGCUCAAAUUGGCAUCAUGGUGGAAUUCGCCAUCGCCUUGAUGACUAAACUAGAUGGGAUCAACCGCCAUUCGUUCAACAAUUUCCGUCUCCGUGUUGGCAUCAAUCAUGGACCGGUAGUAGCUGGUGUGAUCGGUGCCCGCAAACCCCAAUAUGAUAUUUGGGGAAACACAGUCAAUGUUGCCAGCAGAAUGGAAACUACUGGAGAACUUGGGAAAAUCCAGGUGACGGAAGAGACAUGCAAAAUACUGAAGAGCUUGGGAUAUGCUUGUGAGUGCCGAGGACUGAUUAAUGUGAAAGGAAAAGGAGAAUUGAUCACUUACUUUGUCUGCACCGACACAGCCAAAUCCCAAGUUUUUUGACCCGAAAGAGAAGAGGCUGAGAAAUUACAUUUGAAAUUUCUUGUUGGACUUCGUUUUUAUUUUUUUUAGCAACGGUUAAAUUCUGUCAUCUUCCGUAAAGGAGUUUUAUGCCGAAUGUCUGUGCUGGCGUUUUGCGUCUCAAGAGAAGAAAGCAAGAGGUUCUUGAAAGAUGUUUAUAGUCGAGUCUACUGGAUGCCAUUUUUUUUUUCUUCCUGCCACAGGGGACCCAGAAUUUUCUGUGGACUGGCAGCCGAGCGGGUUGCUUGCUUCAAGAUGCCCUGCCCUUUUGCUUCAUCCUUGCCUUCUCGUGAGGAUAGAUUGGAGGAUUGCGAUAGCACUGCCUUGAGCAAAAAUCAGAUGACAAUAGACUGGGUUGGAACCUGGAUCUGGAAGGCCUUUUUAGGUAGAACUACCAUCUGCUCUGCCAUUAAAUUGUGAUCCCUCCUCUCACUGUCCAUUAGAACCGCCCUCAGAUCUGCUGCAGAUCCCCCCAAACUGCACUUCCACUUUUCUCUUCAACUAAUGUUUCAAGACUCAAAAAUACCUUCCUUGCAGUCCUUCUAUACCAGUGGUUCUCAACCUGUGGGUCGGGACCCCAUUUGGGGUCAAACGACCAUUUCCUGGGGGUUGCCAAACAACGCAGUCCGCCAUUUUUUUCCCCCUUUUCCUUAGCUGUGCUGCUCCCUUUUAUUCUAUUGGCUUUUGACCGGUUGGGGGUCGCGGCAUUAAAAAGGUUGAGAACCACUGUUCUAUACCAUUACAAAAUAAAUUAGACCUGUCUGUUUUCAUCGCUACUUACCUCAUUUCUGUUCUGGAAGGAACAGCCUAAGGGAGAACUUCCCCAGCUAAUGCAGAUUUGCUUUUCUGGAACUCACUUCUUGGACUUGGUAUCAACAACACUUGUGGGUUUGAGUCUUAAAUGUGCUUGUUUUUUUUAGGGUUGAAGGACUCUAAGCCCUUUCCUUCCUUUUUCUCUUGUUUGUCUUUGCAAGAUGCGAUUUGAGUUCAACAGCCAUUCAGUGGCCUAUAGUAAUGUGGAAAUUCCUGCAUUCUCAGUGUAAAAUCCAGGCUCUUUCUUAAUUAGAAACCCUGCUUAUAUAAAUUAUGGGCAAUUCCUAGUACAACUGUACUACUAAUUCUAAAAUAGAAUGGUGGAUUAAUCUCCCAAAUGGGUUGCGGUGCAGAGAAGCUAUUGGGCCUUUUUUUUUUUCCCCCUUGGUGUCAGAAACACCCUCAUUAUUUUAAGUGACGUAGAGCAUUACGCACAGGGCCUCCGUGUCCCUGGCAGCUUCUGUUCAAACACUGCAUACUAAGUAAAAACUGUCCAUAUUGUCCUGCCGAAUUUUAUCUUGUGUAGGUUCGCAACCAAAAUGAACAAGAAGCAGGCCAGGUAGUCCUACAGGUAUCCCUUGAUUUAUGACCCACUUGGGAUCAGAUUUUGCACUGCAGUCGUUAAAUGAAUCACCCGAUUUUAUGACCUUGUUUUUCCACGGUUGUUAAGCAGGUCAACUGUUGUUAAAGGAACCACACAGCCGUUAAGUGAAUCCAGCUUACCGUAUUAAUUUUGCUUGCUGGAACCCAUUUGGGAUGUUUGAAAACAGCGAUCAGAUGACCCUGAGACCAUCAAACAAAUAUAUCCUGGUUGUCAAGUGCCCAAAUUUCGACCGUGUGUGUCGUGGUUACGAUAGAUGAGACCAGUAAAAAGAACUCCAAGGAAAAAAAGUUUGGCUACAUAACUUUGGCUACGUAAUAUCAGCAUGUUCAAAAGUGAACCCAAGACUGAAACAACCUCCCCCCCAAGGCUAUAAAGUUACAAGUGAAACUUCCCACCUCUGUAGUAUGUCAUAAAUCUCAUCUCCCAAUUAACUACUUGCGUGGGCUUUCUAACAAAAGAUACAACCUGCCAAAAUGCAGCUAGCAAUGACCUUGGUUCCCAUGUAUUGUUACAGCUAAGAUAAAACUCUCAUCUCCUUCCUCCCAAGUCAGUGGCAACCGAAAACGAAGGGAAAACGGCUUCAGCUAAUUUUGUUGUAGAGUUGACACCGUGGAAAUGCCGCAAGGGAAAAAGUGCGAGGACCACUUACUUUUUAAAGGGUCGUUGUAAGUUGCAUUGGCCACUAAAUGAAUGAGGACUACCUGCACUGUGUCUGUGCCAGCCUCGUCUAUGUCUCUCCCUACUAUUCAUCUCUACUCUUAUUUCAAAGUAUGAUUUUGCUUUUUGCAUCAGGAUUUCUGAAGGAUCCAUGGGCCGUUUUAAAGCAUUGCUAAUCUUUAGCAUCAGCUGAAGGUGGGUUUUGACUACGUGGGAAGCCACACCACAAAGUGUAACGAAACCGUGAUGCACUUCAGGGAAGGGUUGGGGGGAAAACAUGUUGUUAAAGCACAACAAGAAUGCUACUCGUGAAAUAAAAUUAUUGUCUGAAAAAGUCCACAGCAAUGCUACCUUAUCUACACAAAUUACAGUUUCUUUUAGAUGGGACUAUGGAAUUGAACACGCAACUACGGAAAGGUGUUUUGUUUGACACCUCUGAUAUUGUGCAAAAUUAGGGCAACCAAUUGAAAGAAUGAUUUCCUUGUGCAUCAAAUCUAGAACAAGCAGGAAGAAAGGACAGCAUUUAUUUAAGAUUAUCUCUAAAGUACUAGUGACUUUUGUUGACUGGUACUGUUAAGGACUGCCUAUAUUUUGCUGUGAUUUUAUUCCUGCUAGAUCCAUUUGUGUAAGGCUUUUUAGAAUGCAUUUUAGAUAUAAAGAUUUAUAGAUUUGAAGAAAUUGGAGUAUUCUCUGGAGUAAAUCUAUUAAUGAGGACUGCUCGUAUUCAUUUUGAAAAAGCUUCACAGCGCAGUUCAGUUGACUGCAAAUCCUUUUAUGCUGAACCCUGUGUGCACCCUUUAUUGUGUUCAUUAUAAUUACUGUGUAAUUAAUAUGUGGAGGAUGAAUUUCCUACGUUUCAUGAUGGGAACAAACUUCUAGUGAGGUCUUACUAUAGAUAAAGGACUUUUAGAAAGUCUUAGGAGAUUAAAGUAGAUUCUUUUCAAGAGUAUUAAGAUAAAAUAAUCCUGGGUAGUGUUAAAAAGGUUGGGCAACUGUUUUAAGUUAAUGUGAAUUAUUACUUUUCCUUUCUUGUUUUUAUUGUACAUUUAUUACAAGUUUGGUUUUUAAAAUAAAAGGCAGAAUGUUUUGCUUCAGAAAUUCUCUACUAACAUUUGAAAUAAUUAGCUUUGACAACUGCUCUCAAAGGUAUGUCGACAGAAGCGUUUGCGAAGUCGUUGUUUUCUAUCGUGCAUUAUAUUGCUGUUCCAGGCAAACUGGUCUAAGCUAUGUUGCUUCCACUUUUUAAUUCUUCUAUAUUAAACGUUUCAUCUUA